This is a messenger RNA of Vespula pensylvanica (western yellowjacket), 1538 nucleotides long. RefSeq names its product HMG box-containing protein 4. The coding region runs from base 131 to 1474 and encodes 447 amino acids. The transcript is spliced from 6 exons. Lineage: Eukaryota; Metazoa; Arthropoda; Insecta; Hymenoptera; Vespidae. The record is from RefSeq and is a predicted model, not a curated record.
GACAAAUGUACAUCGGAUACGAUUUAAAUAACGCGCCAAACCGGAAUAUAAGAUGACAUGCGCGUUGAUUCUAGUAUCCUUUGCACUUGUUUUUAAAAACAACAUUAGUAAAUAAUCUUGCUUAUUUUGCAUGAUGCAAAGCAAUAUUCGAAAGCCCGCGAAAUCUAAGGAGUCAUCACGGCGCAAGAAGCAUUCGAAGAUUUCCGAUCGGAAGGCUGGUACAAUGGAUGUAUUCGUGUCGCCAAAACGUCAGAAAAGUGACGAUCUAGAGGUCACAGGGAUUUCCCGAAGUGGCCGUGUAAGAAAGAAAUCUUCUAAGCUCGUUGAUUUUGAAUCACCUGAUGACUUUUCGGAAAAUAAAUACAAGCGACAGAAAACACAGUUACAAGCAUCGCAAUUAUUGGAACAGUAUGAAGCACAACAUCAUAUAUCUCCAAGCCAAAUUCAACAAACUCAUGUUGGACGACAAAGAAAAAAUUCAGGGUCACAUUCGGGACAACAAAGAGUUAAAGCAGAACCAAUAUCUGAUAAUGAAGGUCAGUCAUCGGCAUCGGAUUCUGAUGAUCCCAGUGGGUUGAACGAGGAUGAACGGUAUAGCAUGGAUUCUGGAAGCGACGAUGAAGUAGAUCCUCUGAUGAUUGAUGACAGAGAAACCGGAUUUAGAAAAUUAGAACCACCAGGUCAGGAAACACCUUCUCAAGCAAAUAGUUUAUAUAUGCUUGAAAAAUGUAAAAAAAAAUUAAUUAUUAAGGAUGGCAAAAUAAUAGGCAGAAUGAAGGCACAACGUAAAGAUAAAGGGAAAACAAGAUUUACUGCUUAUAUGUUAUGGGCUAAAGAAAUAAGGCAAGAACUACUGGAACAAUGUCCUUAUAUGGAUUUUGCUGCAAUUUCUAAACGAUUAGGUGAACUUUGGGCCACAGUGCCAAACCUGGAGAAAUAUAACUGGCGUAGACGCGCGAAGCGUUUAGCAGCAAAACCUCAUUCUGUGCCUACCAAUAAAGAUGAGUCUGUUUGGAAAAUGCCACCACCUGCUUCUCGAAAAAAGUUCAUAAAUAAACUUGGUAAUGGAAAAGAAACUAAACCAAUCUCUUCAAAAAAAACUCUCCAGUUAGGCGUACCUUCUGUUAUAGGAAAUGUGCCUGUGUCACCUCCAACAAAUAAAAGUGGGAAAGAUUUGGUUAAUGAACCUAUAAUAGGUACAGGAAUGUACAAAGUGAUUGGAACUCAGCCCAUUGAUGUCGCGGCACAUCUUAAAUUACUUGGUGAAAGUUUAACCAUUAUAGGUGAACGUUUAAAAGAACAUGAUGGUCAAAUAGCAGUUUCGGGUAGUUUGUCAGUAUUACUGGAUUCGUUGCUCUGUGCACUAGGUCCUUUGAUAUGCCUUACACAACAGGUACCAGAAAUUAAUGGAGCCCAACACGAAACAUUAUCACAAAUGCUUGACAAUAUCGCAUAUCUUAUGCCUGGUUUGUAAUAUAGAUGUAUAUGGAAACGCGUGUAAAUAUGGAAAAUAACUAAAUAUAAAGAAAUUAAUAAUA